Molecule: messenger RNA, 6432 nt
Organism: Linum trigynum
Lineage: Eukaryota; Viridiplantae; Streptophyta; Magnoliopsida; Malpighiales; Linaceae
Source: the annotation of a GenBank genome assembly
CUUGGCUCUCCUCAAAAAUUUCAAAAUUAUUCUUCUCCUUCUCCCUCCUUCUCUCUCUCUAAACCGUAAAACCACCAAGGAAUCGACAUUCCGAGCUCCAAUUUCCCGAUUCUGGCUCUAGAUCGAGAAUUCCCGAGUUCCCCAUUCUACAGUUCUUCUUCAUCUGCAAGUCGAUCCGUAGCUUCAUGCACUCAGUCUCCGUCCGCGACCGACCCUCUUCAUUUCACUACAGUCUCCAUUCUCUAGUCCCUCCCCAACCGAUUUCUUCAUCCUUCCGACUGAGUGAGUUCCCGAUUGUUGGGUUCUUUUCAUCUGGAAGAUUCGGGUUUUGCUUGUUUCAGUUUUUUGUUCUGCGUUAGUCUGGAAUAAAUCCGCUGCGAGCUCCUCUUCCACUUUGUAGUGCAUAUCUAUAGCUUGCCUGUGUUAGUCACUUGCCUAAUUGGGUACUGAAGCUAUUAAUUAAUCGCCCAAAACAACAAGAUCAGGGCUUCUGGUGGUUUUUAUAUGUCUGGUUCAUUAAUUAGUUCUCCAUAAGUUUACCCUCCUGUUGUAAAUUUGCAGAUACAGACUACUUCACCAAUUUAUAGCCCAUUUUUCUUCACUGAAACAUGGGGCUGGAGGACUACCAUGUGAUAGAGCUAGUUGGGGAAGGAUCUUUUGGCAAAGUCUAUAAAGGCCGACGCAAAUGCACUGGCCAGACUGUUGCCAUGAAGUUUAUAAUGAAACAAGGGAAAACCGAGAAGGAUGUUCAUAAUUUGAGGCAAGAAAUUGAGAUUUUGAGAAAGCUAAAGCAUGAAAAUGUUAUUGAAAUGCUUGACUCGUUUGAGAGUCCCCAAGAGUUUUGUGUUGUCACAGAAUUUGCACAGGGUGAACUAUUUGAGAUACUAGAGGAUGACAAAUGCCUCCCUGAAGAACAAGUCCAGGCUAUUGCAAAGCAACUGGUGAGAGCGUUGCAUUAUUUGCACUCAAAUAGAAUCAUCCACAGGGAUAUGAAGCCGCAGAACAUACUCAUCUGUUCUGGAUCAAUUGUUAAGCUUUGUGAUUUUGGGUUUGCCCGUGCAAUGUCCCAGAACACUGUCGUUCUGCGGUCCAUAAAAGGAACACCCUUAUAUAUGGCUCCAGAGCUGGUCCGGGAGCAACCUUACAACCACACUGCUGAUUUGUGGUCGCUUGGAGUUAUAUUAUAUGAAUUGUUUGUUGGCCAGCCCCCGUUUUACACAAAUUCUGUAUAUGCUCUCAUCAGGCACAUUGUUAAGGAUCCUGUAAAAUAUCCGGAUAACAUGAGCUCAAAUUUUAAAAGCUUCCUUAAGGGAUUGCUCAAUAAGUCACCACAAAAUCGGUUGAGUUGGCCUCAUCUUCUGGAACAUCCAUUUGUCAAAGAGAUUUCAGAUGAAAUGGAGGGCAGGGAGGUUCCCUUUGCAGUUGCUGCAGCUUGUGAAUCUGAUGCAGCCUUGGAUAUUUGCAGAAAAAACAGCCAAAGAUCAGCUGAUCUAGCUGGGUCUUCUCCUGAGGUUGCAGGGAAUACUUCACCAGUACCUCCUGAGGAUUUUCCUGGAUUUGCAAGUCAUAAUGAUGUCAAGCACUCUGGUAAUCAUACGUUGGACAGAUUGGAAAACAACUCACGAACAGUUAAAGGCGCACAAGUAAUUGGUAAAGAUAACGAAGCAUUGACACAAGUCUUGCUACCUCUGAGAAGGUGGUCAAAAGACUCCCAACAUUCAUGCAGGGAUCAAGAGAUUAUUUGUGCAAACCAAUCAAUGAGAAUUCUUUCUAACUUGGCUGCUGCUGGGGCUUUCCAGUCUAGUGGACUGCUAGAUGAAAUACUGAGUGAACUUUUUGAGUUCACUUCCAGUAUAAUGAGCCUGAAUUCAUCGGGACUCAAUGAAUUACUAUCCAAGGUUCUCUCUGUCAUAAAGCAUUUGUUAGAUUGUAGUGUAAGUUGCAUUGCAAGUUCACAUUUCACAAAACACUGGGUUGCAAUGACAGAAAUUUUUUCACAGAUUCUCAGCUCCAGUGAGGACUCUACAGGAAGAGUUGUUUAUGAGGCCAGCACUUGUAUCACAUCUGUAUUAUCAAAAGUAGCAAAUGCUCUCAAAACUUCAGAUUCAGAUACAGUUAACACUCCUUUGAUGAUUGAGAGAUCAAAGCAGAUCCUUGAUCGAGCUAAGACAUGUGGCUUGAUGGAGCAGUUAUGCAUUUGCUUAGCAACCGCAGGCUCAGGCCUCAUUUCUGGUUCUUCCACCAUGUUGCGUACUGCUUGUGAAGCUUGUAAGGCAAUCUGGUCACUGAUAGAUGGAGUGGAAGCUCUUUACAUGAAAUCAAAUCCCUCGUUAUUUCCUGUAACUGCUUUUCGAAGUUGUUCAAUGCGCCGGCUUCAGAUUCAGGACCGUGAAAGAGUCUCGUUGGUGGGAACAGAUUCUACAAGAAUGAUUGAUGCAUUUGUUAGAGCUUUCUUGAGAUCAAAAGCUGUUCAGGUAGCUGUCUCCUAUUGUUUACGUCAACGUAUGGAGACUUCACUACAGGCUACAAUACAGAUCCUUUCAAGAUGCUGCCUGCAAAGUGCAAUUAUUCCUGGCAUUCUUUGUGGCUUACCCACUUCGCUUCCUUCUACUACUGUUGUAAGUGGUGGAGGAGAUGGAAGUAUAGUUUCUGAAAUAUUCUCCGUUUUGUCAUUGUGUGCUUCGUUGCUAAGCAAAGACCCUCAAGCAGGCGAAACAGCAAAGACUAAGUUCGCAAAUCCUUCCCUUCUAGCGACGCAUUCGUGCCUCCUGCUUGCUAUUAUUGCUCAGUGUUUCAAAUCCUCUGGAAGAAAUUCUGCAUUGUUUGUGCUGACCACUUCCAUGAAAAAACAGCAAGCCAGACUUUCAGUUCUUGCCCACCAUUUUUCUUCUGAUGAUGGGAAGGCUUCGCUGCAUCCACAUUCUGCAUCAGCUAUGUUGGCUCUUUCUUGUAUUCUAUCCCUUGAGUGUGGUGCUCCUGUCGAGUCGUCAAUCUCUGAAGUAGCAGUUCCUUUGAUUCCUCGAACUGCCACUCUCUGUGAACAGCUUAAGGUAUUGGAUGGAAAUGGAACAACUAAGCCUCAUAAUUCCAGUGGUGCUCUAUCAUAUUGGCAUGGUCUUCGGGAUGGAUGUGUUGGCUUGCUAGAAUCAAGACUGAAGUGGGGAGGGCCACUAGCUGUACAGCAGCUAUGUGCAAGUGGCAUUCCUCUUCUUCUAAUUGAGUUGUUAAACCACAACCAUCAAAUUGCCUCUGCUCAAGAAACUGCCAGCAGUGGAUAUCAGGUUGGGCUCUCCCCUGCAGGGGUUGUGUGGACAGUUUCAUCGAUUGGCCAUUGCCUUUCCGGUGGAGCUUUGGUCUACCGUCAGAUUUUACUUAGGCUUGAACACAUCAAGCUAGUCAGUGACUUGAUAUCUGAAGUUCACCUCAAGCUUGUUAAAGGGUGGGGUGGUCCAGGUGGUGGAAAGGAUGGAGUGAGAGAUCUGAUAAACUCUGCAAUUGAUAUGCUAGCUUUCCCUUUUGUUGCUAUUCAGAAUGCUCCUGGUCUGCCUGCUUCUAAUGCAUCUAUAAACAGCGGCUUCCUUCUCAACACGGGUUCACCUGGGGGUAAAAUAUGCAUUGAAGAUAGGGCCAUUGUGAAAGCAAUAGAAGAAGAUUUAGGGAAGUUUGCAAAAAUCCUAUUGGAGGUGGGAGUACCUAGCAUUAUUCUUCAGUGCCUGGAGCAUGUAGAAACAAAAGAUUUGGGUAGGCCUGUUGCAUUUCUUGCAAAGAUGGCUGGCCACAAGCCUAUGGCUGUUCACCUUGUGGGCAAAGGCUUGUUGGAUCCUAAUAGAGUUCGAAGACUGCUUGAUAGUUCAUCCCCAAGGGAGGUUACAUUGGAUAUCCUUAUGAUCAUCUCCGACUUAGCUCGGAUGGACAAGGGAUUCUACGAACAUAUCAACCGCGCUUCUGUUCUAGAGAUCUUGAAGGACUUCCUGAUACAUGAAGACCCUAACAUUCGGGCAAAAACUUGUAGUGCUCUUGGCAACAUGUGCCGUCAUAGUGCCUACUUCUACACUUUGCUACAAAGGCAUCACAUAAUUGGUCGCCUAAUUGAUCGCUGUGCAGACCCAGAUAGACGUACCAGAAAAUUUGCAUGUUUUGCUAUUGGAAAUGCAGCAUACUAUAACGAGAUGUUAUACGAUGAGCUCAGAAGAUCAAUCCCUCAGCUAGCCAAAUUGCUGCUGUCAUCCGAGGAAGACAAGACGAAAGCCAAUGCUGCUGGUGCAUUGAGCAAUCUCGUUCGCAACUCCAGCAAACUCUGCGACGAAAUUGUCUCCCAUGGAGCUAUGCAGGCUUUGCUGAAGCUGGUAGCCGACUGUUCCACGAUAGCCCUGAACCCAAGUAGGAAAGAUGGGUUGAACGAAUCUCCCCUGAAGAUAGCGCUUUUUUCACUGGCGAAGAUGUGUGCACACGCGCCUUGUAGGGAGUUCCUCCGGUCAUCAGAAUUAUUUCCUGUGAUAGGGCAACUGAGGCAGUCCCCGGAAUCCACCAUCGCCAACUACGCUACCCUCAUUAUCAGUAAAGUCGGCGGAACUUGAGAUGGAAUUGGGGGGGGGGGGGGGGGGGGGGGGGGGGGGUAGUUACAGGUUAAACAUCCUCGUUAGCUUUUUUAGUUCCAGAGAUGUGCUGAUGGGAGUGGUUGUUUUGGCGCUCGUUCAAGAACUCACAGCUGAUAGUGCAAACAAGGAUUGCGCGAUCCUUUGUAUGAAAUUGUUUUAUGUGCUUUCAUGCUCAAAAACUGAUGUAGAUUGGAGCAUGUGACAUUCUGAUAGUGAGCAAUUUGCAGUUGAUCAAGCAACUUAUGCAGCCACGAAAUUACCAACUGGAAAUCAUCUCUGACGUGCCAUUUCUCUACAAAGUUACAUCAUGUGGUUGUAUGUGAAGUUAUGUUUCUAACAGCCCUACCAUUCUCAUCUGCUCAUCGUCGUGGAUAAUGGUCGAUGGCCUGGAAGCUUUUAACAGCAAGCAAGGUAUGUUCUCCUAUUUGAUGCACAUGUUGCUUUGUCUUGGCAAAUGCAUUAAGAAUACUUGAUCUUAUGGUUAAACCUUGUGAAGGUUUUCUUGAUUUCCAAGGCAGAUUUGCAGAGAGAGAGAGAGAGAGGAAGAGAAAGAAAAGGUUAUAAAACAAGGUUCCCGUGAGUUUGUUUUGUAGGGUUUGGGAUGAGAUGGGAUUGGCUUGGCUGGCUUACCACAUGCCUUCCUCCUCUCCUCCACUUGCCCACUUCUCAAACAAACAUCGAUUACCAAUUUACCAUUCAAUUCCCUCUUAUAGCCCUUAGACCCAACUUCCACUAUCCCAUCCACUCUUUGUUUUGCUUGCUUCUUUCUCAAGGCUCGCAUUUGAUAAUAAUUUGAGAUUCACAACAUAAAAUCCUUUAAACGUUUUGAGUAACAGGGUCAUGUUCAUCAUUGCUUUAUGCCAUUUUCCUUACUCAACAAAUUACUCCAACAAAAGGUUGUAAUCUGUGGAAACCCAACAACAUUGAUGUGAUACCAAAAUGAGCAAAGAGUACCCCUCUCAUGGAGAGCAUUGUUUAGUUAGUUACAAAUCGAGCAAUGAGCAAUGAGUGGAUGAAACAAUCGAAGGAAAUGAAUAGAUUAAAUUUGGAUGAAAAUAUCUCUAGUUAUUAUAACAUAAAGGAAUAUUUUCAUAAUCAAAUUACUUCAAUUUGAUGAAACAUCAAUUGAUAUGAGUGAGUUUGUUCAAACCUACAUCAAUCAAUAAUGUAAUUAAGUUUAUUGUGGACAAGAAUAGUGGCCUACAAGUACAACCAAUUCAAAUACCUCAAUUAGACAUCAUAAGAGGAAAGGUGUGAAAUCCUCGCCAUCAAGUAAGCCCAUCGUUUUGUGGCUUACAAUCCACGCCAUCAACCAACUUUUGUUAUAUGGUCAUGGUUGGUUGCUUAGGAUAGGAGUGAAGAGAGAAAAGUAUAUGUGCCAUCAUCAUCAUCAUCUACUUAAUGGUCUUGAGGAACGAGGGCCAUCUACUUAAAGGCUCAAUAGCCAUAUCAAGCAGGCCCCACAUUCAGUAAGAAACUUUUUGGGUCUUGAGGAAUGAGGGCCAUCUACUUAAAGGCCCAAUAGCCAUAUCAAGCAGGCCCUACAUUCAGUAAGAAACUUUUUGUGGUCAACGGGCGGUCCAAUAGGCCCCAAGACAAAGCCCAAACAGGGGAGAACCUUGGACCGGCCGCUCUACAUUUCGAAAUAGAAUACGAGCGGGAACCAGGGAAGAAAGAACAACAAAAGGAAAGACGUCUGUCUUACCUUCCGUUCCGUUCCUUUCCAUCCUGUCUUGGCUCUCCUCAAAAAUUUCAAAAUUAUUCUUCUCCCUCUCCCUCUCCCUCCUUCUCUCUCUCUAAACAGUAAAACCACCAAUGAAUCGACAUUCCAAGC